This is a messenger RNA of Argentina anserina (silverweed cinquefoil), 3172 nucleotides long. RefSeq names its product transcriptional repressor ILP1. The record is from RefSeq and is a predicted model, not a curated record. Gene Ontology annotation, molecular function: DNA binding. NCBI's taxonomy places the organism in Eukaryota, Viridiplantae, Streptophyta, Magnoliopsida, Rosales, Rosaceae. Gene Ontology annotation, cellular component: nucleus. The transcript is spliced from 6 exons. Gene Ontology annotation, biological process: mRNA splicing, via spliceosome. The coding region runs from base 98 to 2869 and encodes 923 amino acids.
AGAAGCCGAUUGCGCGCAAGAUUUCAAUUCCCAAAUUCCCUCGACAGCUUCGUUUCCCACUCUCUUCUCCGUUCAAAUCUCCCCCACGCCGCCCGCCAUGAGCUCCGCCAGACCCAAGAACUACCGCCGCCGCGUCGACGACGACGACGAUGACGACGCCGAUACCCCUUCCACCACUUCCUCUCUCAAAUCCGUCUCCAAACCCUCCUCCUCCGCCGCCAAGCCCAAGAAGCCUCAAAAUCAAGCCCCCAAGCUCCUCAGCUUCGCCGACGACGAAGAUGCCGCCACGCCGCCCCGCUCCUCCUCCUCAAAGCGCGACAAGUCCUCCUCCUCCUCCUCUUCCCGCCUCGCCAAGCCUUCCUCGGCUCACAAGCUCACCGCCGCCAAGGACCGUUUGGUAAAUUCCUCCUCCUCCUCCGUCUCCAAUGUUACGCCCCAAGCCGGAACCUACACCAAGGAAGCUCUCCUUGAGCUUCAGAAGAACACCCGAACCCUAGCCAGCUCUAGACCCUCCGCCGCCGAGCCCACCAUUGUCCUCAAGGGCUUGAUUAAGCCCCCCGCCGCCGUGAACGGAGCUAGGGAGCUGGACUCCGACGACGACGAGGGAGGAGUGCAAGGGGGCAAGGCCGCCGCCUCUAAAUUGGCUUCAAUGGAGAUCGAUCAGGAUAGGUUGGAUUAUCCUGACCAGGCCACCAUUGAAGCCAUUCGGAAGAAGCGGGAGCGGCUCCGCAAAUCCAAGCCCGCCGCGCCGGACUUCAUUGCAUUGGACUCCGGCAGCAAUCACGGCGCGGCGGAGGGGCUGAGUGAUGAGGAGCCCGAGUUUCGGAACCGAAUUGCCAUGUUUGGGGACAAGAUUGAGGGUGCUAGUAACAAAGGUGUGUUUGAGGAUGUUGAAAAUGAUAGCCAAGUGGAUGGUGGAUUGAGGAAUGAGAGUGUUGUUGUAGUCGAAGAUGACGAUGAUGAAGAAGAGAAGAAAUGGGAGGAGGAGCAGUUUCGGAAAGGGUUGGGGAAGAGGGUGGAUAAUGAUGGGUCUAGUUUAGGGGUUAGUGCUAGUGUUGCUAGAGUUCAUAGUGCUGCGCCGCAGCCCAAGGCCAGUUACUCUGGAAUCGCAGGGUAUGGUUUGCAGCAACAGAGUCUGGCCGGUGUGCCGAGUAUAGGAGGGGCAGCAGGAGCAUCACACGGUUCGAGUGCUAUGUCGAUAAACGAGCAAGCUGAGAUUGCUCAGAAAGCUUUGCUGGAAAAUGUGAGGAAGCUUAAGGAAAGUCAUGCAAGAACAAAGAUAUCACUAACUAAGGCUGAUGAGAAUUUAUCUGCCUCGCUAUUGAACAUUACUGCUCUUGAAAAGUCUUUGUCUGCUGCUGAUGAGAAGUACAAGUUCAUGCAAGAGCUUCGGGACUUUAUCUCUACCAUAUGUGGCUUUUUGCAGGAUAAAGCUCCCUUGAUAGAGGAGCUUGAAGAGGAAAUGCAGAAGCAACGUGAUGAGCGUGCAUCAGCUAUUUUUGAAAGAAGAAUUGCUGAUAAUGAUGAUGAAAUGAUGGAAGUAGAAGCAGCUGUAAAUGCAGCAAUGUCUAUUUUCAGUAAACAAGGUACCAGUGCUGAGUUAAUAGCAGUUGCUAAAAGUGCAGCACAGGCUGCUUCUGCUGCUGUGAGAGAACAAAUAAAUUUACCAGUCAAGCUAGAUGAAUUUGGCAGAGAUAUGAACCUUAAGAAACGUCUGGAUAUGAAGGGCAGGGCUGAGGCUCGUCAACGCAGGAGAAAAAUGUAUGAAGCUAAGAGAGAGUCCUCCAUGGAUGUAGACUGUCCUGAUCGAACGGUAGAAGGCGAAUCGAGCACCGAUGAGAGUGACAGUGAGAGUAAAGAGUACGAAUCACACCGCCAGUUGGUUCUGGGGACUGCUGAUCAAGUUUUCAGUGAUGCAGCUGAGGAAUAUUCACAACUUUCAGCUGUCAAAGAAAGGUUUGAAGAAUGGAAGAGAGAGUACCAAUCAAGCUACCGUGAUGCUUACAUGUCAUUGAGUGUUCCUGUUAUAUUCUCUCCAUACGUGAGGCUGGAGCUCUUGAAAUGGGACCCUCUCCGUGAGAACACAGAUUUUGUACAUAUGAGCUGGCAUGUACUAUUAGAGAAUUACGGUGUACCAGAGGAUGGUUCAGAUUUUGCAUCUGAUGAUGCUGAUGCUAACCUUAUCCCUGCAUUGGUGGAAAAGGUUGCAUUACCCAUUUUGCAUCAUCAAAUUGUUCACUGCUGGGAUAUUCUCAGUACAAGAGAGACAAAGAAUGCAGUUGCUGCCACAAGCUUGGUAACAGAUUAUGUCUCUUCCAGUGAGGCUCUUGAAGAUUUGUUAGUUGCUAUUCGCACCCGUCUGGCAGAUGCUGUCUCGAAACUUAUGGUCCCAACAUGGAGCCCACUUGUAUUGAAAGCAGUGCCAAUUGCUGCAAGAAUUGCAGCAUAUCGAUUUGGCAUGUCUGUUCGGUUGAUGAAAAAUAUCUGCUUGUGGAAAGAAAUCCUUGCUUUGCCAGUUCUAGAGAAGCUUGCUAUCAAUGAGCUUUUGUGUGGCAAAAUUCUACCUCACAUUCGAAGCAUUGCUGCUGAUGUUCAUGAUGCAGUUACAAGAACUGAAAGAGUUAUUGCCUCUCUGUCAGGGGUGUGGUCGGGUUCAGAUGUCACAGGAGAUCGUAGCCGCAAGUUGCAUACGCUUGUGGAUUAUGUCCUGACACUGAGAAAGACUAUAGAGAAGAAGCAUUCACUGGGUGUUACACAAAGUGAGACUGGUGGACUGGCUCGUAGAUUGAAGAAGAUGCUGGUUGAGCUCAACGAGUAUGACAAGGCCAGGGAUGUAGUUAGGACCUUCCAACUUAAAGAGGCAUUGUGAAUAUUGAGAAUCCUGAACGUAGGUAUCUGCAUUAGAGCAAAAAAGCACGUUGAGGCCACUGACCACAGAUUUUCGACGAUCCAUCAGCAAAACAAGGUGCAAGUAUUGGACCCCGGUAAAGACUUGUCUUCUUAUGUCAUACUUGGACAUACACAAUGUAGCACAGCAAGGUUGAUAUCAGAAUAUGGUUGCUCUCUCCUUUAUCAUGUCAUUUGAUUUAGAGCAGGAGAUCCCUUGUGGGAAUAUCAAUCCUUUCAGAUAAAUUUCCAACCGUACCAUUCUCGAUGCCAUUACUAAAUGUGU